Galeopterus variegatus (Sunda flying lemur) is the source of this 1593-nucleotide messenger RNA. RefSeq names its product platelet-derived growth factor alpha polypeptide (gene PDGFA). Gene Ontology annotation, biological process: positive regulation of cell population proliferation; positive regulation of protein autophosphorylation; positive regulation of ERK1 and ERK2 cascade. Gene Ontology annotation, molecular function: platelet-derived growth factor receptor binding; growth factor activity. Bases 208 to 798 code for a protein of 196 amino acids. Gene Ontology annotation, cellular component: membrane. The transcript is spliced from 6 exons. The record is from RefSeq and is a predicted model, not a curated record. Lineage: Eukaryota; Metazoa; Chordata; Mammalia; Dermoptera; Cynocephalidae.
CCUCCUCCUCCUCGCUGGCGCUGCCUGCCUCUCCGCACACACUGCUCGCGCCAGGCGCGCUCCGCCGGCUCCCUGCUCUCCGCGCCACCCUCCUCCGGGCCGCGCUCCCUGAGGGAUGGUACUGAAUUUCGCCGCCACAGGAGCCCGGCUGGAGCGCCCGCCCCGCGGCCUCGCCUCCCCGCCGAGCCGCCAGCGCCUCUGGACGCGAUGAGGACUUGGGCUUGCCUGCUGCUCCUCGGCUGCGGAUACCUCGCCCAUGCCCUGGCUGAGGAAGCCGAGAUCCCCCGCGAGGUGAUUGAGAGGCUGGCUCGCAGUCAGAUCCACAGCAUCCGGGACCUCCAGCGACUCCUGGAGAUAGACUCCGUAGGGGCUGAGGAUGCUCUGGAAACCAGCCUGAGAGCCCAUGGGGUCCACGCCACCAAGCAUGCACCCGACAAGCGGCCUGUGCCCAUUCGAAGGAAAAGAAGCAUCGAGGAAGCCAUUCCUGCGGUCUGCAAGACCAGGACGGUCAUUUAUGAGAUACCUCGGAGCCAGGUUGACCCCACGUCUGCCAACUUUCUGAUCUGGCCCCCAUGUGUGGAGGUGAAGCGCUGUACUGGCUGCUGCAACACCAGCAGUGUCAAGUGCCAGCCUUCACGCAUCCACCACCGGAGUGUCAAGGUGGCCAAGGUGGAAUAUGUCAGGAAGAAGCCAAAAUUAAAAGAAGUCCAGGUGAGGUUAGAGGAACACUUGGAGUGUGCGUGUACGACCUCCAGCUUGAAUCCAGAUUAUCGGGAAGAGGAGACGGAUGUGAGGUGAGGAUGAGCCAGCGGCCCUUUCCUGGGACAUGGAUGUACAUGGCGUGUUACAUUCCUGAACCUACUAUGUACGGUGCUUUAUUGCCAGCGUGCGGUCUUUGUUCCCCUCCGUGAAAAACUGUGUCCAAGAACACUCUGGAGAACAAAGAGACAGUGUACAUUUGUUUAAUGUGACAUCAAAGCAAGUAUUGUAGCACUCGGUGAAACAGUAAGAAGCUUCCUUGUCAAAAAAAGAGAGAGAGGGAGAGUAAACAAAACCACAAAACACGACAGAAACAAAACGGACUCACAAAAAUAUCGAAAACAGUCGACGGGAUGGAGGGUCGCCCCCCGCAGGCUGGCAGUGCAGUGUGGAGGUCUCAGCAGACUGGAUUUCUGUCCGGGUGGUCACAGGUGCUUUUUGCCAAGGACACAGCCUGCUUUCGGAAUGACUCCAAAGGGAUGCCAGUGGGCUCUGCAGUGGCACGCAGGAAGCUGGAAUGUCUCGAAAACCGCCACGCGAACUUUAGAAACCACACCUCCUCGCUGUAGUGUUUAAGUCUAUACAGAAACCUUCUGAGAGCCUUAAGCGGAUUUUUUUUUUUUUUACACCAUAAAGUGAUUAUUAAGCUUUCCUUUUUACUCUUUGCCUAGCUUUUUUUUUUUUUUUUUUAAUUAUCUCUCGGAUGACAUUUACACCGAUAACACACAAGGCUGCUGUAACUGUCAGGACAAUGCGACGGUAUUUUUCCUAGCAGGAUGCAAACUAAUGAGAUGUAUUAAAAUAAACAUGGUAUACUUACCUAUGCAUCAUUUC